CGUCGAAGAUGGCAGCGCCGCGUCCGGAUCCCAGACAGACACCGGCAGCACACGGCGUCCUCCGUUCUCUGCCACUCCUCGUCUUCGAACACCAGCCCAACCAUACCACGACGGAGACCGCCGCCGCCGCCGACGACUGCGGCUACGAGAUGCUCAUGUUCAGCGUCUCGGAAGAAAGAAGCAUAAUAAGAACGGAGACGACGCAGAGUCCACUACCGGAGAUAAUGGCAACCAAGGACAGGAUGUGCUUCAGCACCCCGCAGGGCUGGGUGUUCGUCUACCACAACGCUCCUGUUAGCAUAAUCUUGAGUUUGAGUCUAGCCAUGCGCAUGUCUCCGCCGUGGGAGACCUGGCUGUGGCACCCGCUCACAGGCGAGAUGCUCCCCUUGCCCCCCAUCCGUGAAGACCACUUCAUCCCCACCAACGCCAGAUGCCUGCUCACCCACGCCUCCCUCGCCGCGCACCCGGCCGACGACUGCGCCGUCGUCCUCCUCGACAACGACGACCUCGACAUGUGGUUCUGCCGGAUCCAUGACGGGGCGUGGGGCCACCACGCCUACGACAUCGGCGACUUCCCCGCUCAUCCCGCCGCCGCCGCCGCCACCGGCGAUGCUACCAACAGCAACAAAAUGCCCAUCCCGAUGGUCGCCACAAGUUACAAUUAUUGCCUAAGAGAUCCUCGGUCGCUGGGCACCGAGAGAGGGGAUCCGAAGAAGUGUGGGAACUCGGAUCGUCGACGGAGUAAGUCGGAGUCGCUAUCGUCCAACAAGGGCUUAAAUGUAAGAUGUUGGUCCUGGGCUAUUACAGGCGUGGACACGGAGAUUGGCGGCCUCCCGGAGGGCAUGUACUCCGCCGUGCUAUGGCUACUGGAGUUCCUGGGGGAGAUCUUCCAGGUCAGCGUCUGCUUCCGGGUGUUCGACCCGGACGACGUCGGCGCCGUCCUCGUCCACAAGAUGGACUUCGGCCUUCGGCGUUUGCGCGGCGUCCAUGACAUCGGGGACAACGUUUUCCUCUUGCCAGACAAAGGAGGCAAUGGCGCCUUGUGCCCUGCCAGCACGUGCGGCUUGGCGGGGAACCGUGUCUACUUCAUGAAGAACUUCAAAGAGGACGACGCGGAUAUCUGCGUCUACGAGAUUGGGGAGCAAACCAUGGAGGUUGUCCAGGCACAUGACCUGGACUUGCUUCUUGUUCGCACUUGUCCUUAUUGGAUUGUACCAUCUAGCUAGCUACCAGGGUUUAG
This is a messenger RNA of Brachypodium distachyon (stiff brome), 1240 nucleotides long. RefSeq lists its product as uncharacterized. The coding region runs from base 9 to 1226 and encodes 405 amino acids. NCBI's taxonomy places the organism in Eukaryota, Viridiplantae, Streptophyta, Magnoliopsida, Poales, Poaceae. The transcript has 4 exons. The record is from RefSeq and is a predicted model, not a curated record.